AGGUGCUGAGUUUUUAAAAACAAUGCAAUAUAAAGACAAUGCAAUGAUGGCUAAGUGCAAUGCAAUGGUGAGUAAGGGGCAUUUAAAUUAGUCUACUAAGCAAUCUGAUUUUAUAUUUGAUACUUGUCACACAUUUGCUUGCAGUGAUGUAACUUCCAAUAUACUUUACACUGUAAGCGAUGCAACAAAAAUAGAACAUCCCAUAAUAAUCAAAAAGGCAUAGACACUGUGUAAAUAAGAUAUUCAUUGUGCAGUGUAGACAGUUUUGUUGAUUAUAAUGUGAUUAUCCUAGCUUUAGUAGUAGGCUGUGAUAUUACUUUUUUAUUUCAAACCCUGAAUGUGCUUUAACACCUCAGGGCAAUGGCACGCUGUCCCGGCAGCUUCCCAGCAUUCAGGCCAUGUAUAGCUCCAGUGCUGUUUGAACCCAAGCGCUCACCCCUGCUCGUGGAAAAACACAUGCACGCUCACAAUAACACAUCCUCACACUCGGAUAUAAAUAACACCUCAUGUUUAGGUCUUUGCGACCAGGAGUGAGAUCCGUCCAACGUCAGCAUGAGAAGUGUGCACUGGCAGCGUCUUGCAGGAUUCUCUCUCAAUUCUUUCUGCUUCCUAGUCAGUGUGACAUAGACGCUUUUGCUCCUGAUCUUGCUAGAAGCAGACUUCCUCUUCCACAGAUCCUGACUGUAGCUUGUCAGUCCUUUUUGCUUUUAACUAAAUUAUUUUACGCUUCAGGUUGACCUUUGAUUGUUUCUCAUUGUUAGCUCUAGUAGCAUACUGUUUUAAUGAGCUGGCUGAAUGAUCAAUAUUUCUGGACCUUAUCAUUUAAGCUCUUGGGGUCUUGAGUGCUGUCUGAUUUUCUCCAAGGGACAAAGUUUUAAAGUCCCUCCCCAGGGUCUGUGAAUGAUGCAGGACUUCUGGGGAGACAUUGUGAAUCUGAGGACCACCAGAGGAGCUACAAUAUUCUCGGGCAAUGAUGAGGAAGCUGUUGUUGAUCAUGGGAAAACCAGCUCUACCAUCCACACAAACUUUGAAAAAGAGGAACUUGAAAGUCACAGGGCAGUUUACGUCGGGGUACAUGUACCUUUAGGAAAACAAAGCAGACGUAGACAUCGCCACCGUGGUCACAAGCACCAUCGGAAAAGGAAGGACAGAGAAUCCGAGCGAGAGGAUGGGAGGGAAUCGCCAGCGUACGAUUUUCCUAUUUUAAGGGUCCAGUUUAUCCUCGGCACUGAGGAUGAUGAUGAGGAGCAUAUUCCUCAUGACCUCUUCACGGAGCUCGAUGAGCUUUCCUUUCGCAGCGGACAGGCUUACGAGUGGAAAGAGACGGCCAGGUGGUUGAAGUUCGAGGAGGAUGUAGAGGAUGGAGGAGAGCGCUGGAGUAAGCCCUACGUCGCCACGCUUUCCCUGCACAGCCUGUUUGAGUUACGGAGCUGCAUUAUCAAUGGCACAGUCAUGCUGGACAUGAGAGCAAACACCAUUGAGGAGAUAGCAGACAUGGUAUUAGACAACAUGGUGGCAUCUGAGCAGCUGGACGAGAGUUUGAGGGAGAAGGUGCGGGACGCCGUGCUGAAGAGACAUCACCACCAGAAUGAAAAGAAACUCAGCAAUCGCAUCCCGCUCGUACGCUCCUUCGCGGACAUAGGCAAGAAACAUUCAGACCCGCACUUGCUUGAGAAGAAUGGGGAGGGUCUCUCAGCCUCCCGUCUGUCCCUCCUUAGACGUACCUCUUCCACCUCCAGUCCCCCCAGAUCACGCCGUCCCUCCAGAGAGUCCCGCGGUUCCCGUUCCUCCAUUAUUCUCAACCAGCUUCUGCCGAGCGCCAACGCAUCCCUUUCCAUCUCCCCCAAUGCCUCCCCUUUCGCCACCCCUCAAAACUCACCCCCCACCGCCCAGCGCGCUUCAUCAUCUCUCCGCUCCCCAGGACCCUCUCAGCAGGGACCCGAGCUGCUGGUGGCACGGGGAUUGAGAGAGGACAUUCCAGAAGUUGUGGUGUUCCCACCCGAGGAGGAGGAGGAACCGCUCUCACUGUUUUCAGCCCCUCAGGAAGAGCAGGUGGCGCCUGACCCGGGCAGGCUGGCACAGCUCUUGCCCCCACCGCAGUCAGGUCUUCUUGCGUCCCCGCAGUCGGCCCCUGGGGGCCUGGAGAACAGUAAGCCCAGUGAAAGCCGUAUGAACAGCGCUGGUGGCAGCAGGGAAAACAGCACUGUAGACUUUAGCAAGGACAGCCAAUCCCCUUUUCACUGUAGUUGCGGCUCUCUAGGAGGGGGCGGCAAAAGGCCUACUACUAGUUUGAUUUCUGUGCACUUGGUGGACAUGAAUUUCAUGAAGAAAAUUCCUCCGGGCGCUGAGGCUUCAAAUGUUUUGGUGGGGGAGGUUGAUUUCCUUGAGCGUCCAAUCAUUGCCUUUAUCCGUCUCUCACCUGCUGUUCUUCUCACUGGACUGACCGAAGUGCCUGUUCCAACAAGGUUUCUCUUCUUGCUGUUGGGGCCUUUCGGGAAAGGGGGCCAAUACCAUGAGAUUGGCAGGUCGAUAGCUACUUUAAUGACAGAUGAGAUCUUUCAUGAUGUAGCGUACAAAGCCAAAGACAGGAACGACCUUCUGUCUGGCAUAGACGAGUUCUUGGACCAGGUGACAGUGCUGCCUCCAGGAGAAUGGGACCCCACGAUACGAAUCGAGCCACCAAAGUGUGUCCCGUCUCAGGAGAAGAGGAAGAUGCCUUCCAUGCCUAAUGGCUCUGCUCCAUUAUCAGACAUCAUCAAAGAAGAGGAACACAACGCUGGACCUGAACUCCAGAGGACAGGACGGAUAUUUGGUGGACUGGUGCUAGACGUUAAGCGGAAAGCUCCGUUUUACUGGAGCGAUGUGCGGGACGCUCUUAGCCUGCAGUGCUUGGCCUCUAUCCUUUUCCUCUAUUGUGCCUGCAUGUCCCCCGUCAUCACCUUCGGAGGCCUUCUGGGGGAAACCACCAAAAACAACAUAAGUGCCAUUGAGUCUCUGUUUGGAGCUUCGCUGACCGGUGUGGCCUUCUCUCUGUUUUCUGGUCAGCCUCUCACUAUCCUGGGCAGCACUGGGCCAGUUCUAGUUUUUGAGAAGAUUCUUUUCAAGUUCUGCAGUGACUACGGUCUGUCCUACCUCUCUCUGCGCACUAGCAUUGGCCUGUGGACGGCCUUCUUAUGUAUCGUGUUGGUUGCCACAGAUGCCAGCUCUCUAGUGUGCUAUAUAACGAGAUUCACAGAGGAAGCCUUCGCUGCUCUCAUCUGCAUCAUUUUCAUCUAUGAGGCCUUGGAGAAACUCUUCCAGCUGGGGGAGAUGUUCCCUUUCAGCAUGCACGACAAUUUGGACAACCUCACGUUUUACACAUGUCAGUGUUCAUCUCCAUCUAAUAUCACAGAGAAGAUGGUACAGGCAUGGAAUCAGUCUGGUUUUAAUCCCGAGACCAUAAACUGGAGUGACCUUGAUGUGCCAAAUUGCAAGAACCUCCAUGGCGAGUUUGUGGGUCCUGCUUGUGGACAUAAUGGCCCUUACAUCCCUGACGUAUUGUUCUGGUCUGUCAUUCUGUUCUUCACCACUUUCUUCCUUUCAUCCUUCCUCAAGCAGUUCAAGACCAAGCGCUAUUUCCCCACUAAGGUCCGCUCUUCAAUCAGUGACUUUGCAGUUUUUCUAACCAUCAUGAUUAUGGUCUUGGUUGAUUACUUGGUGGGCAUCCCCUCUCCUAAACUACACGUCCCAGAUACCUUUGAGCCCACCUCUAAGAACCGUGGCUGGCUGAUCUCACCUCUUGGUGAUAACCCCACAUGGACGUUAUUUGCAGCAGCCAUCCCUGCCCUCCUGUGCACCAUCCUCAUCUUCAUGGAUCAGCAGAUCACCGCUGUCAUCAUCAACCGUAAAGAACACAAGCUCAAGAAAGGCUGUGGGUAUCAUCUUGACCUCCUGGUGGUGGCUGUGAUGCUCGGCGUGUGUUCUCUGAUGGGCUUGCCCUGGUUCGUUGCUGCCACUGUCCUCUCCAUCUCUCACGUCAACAGUUUGAAGGUGGAGUCAGAGUGUUCAGCCCCGGGAGAGCAGCCAAAGUUUUUGGGCAUUCGUGAGCAGAGGGUCACUGGCCUCAUGAUCUUUGUGCUUAUGGGUCUGUCUGUCUUCAUGACAUCCAUUCUAAAGUUUAUCCCAAUGCCCGUGUUGUAUGGAGUGUUCCUCUAUAUGGGUGUCUCCUCACUCAAAGGCAUACAGUUCUUUGACCGUAUUAAGCUGUUUGGGAUGCCGGCAAAGCACCAGCCUGACCUGAUCUACCUGAGAUACGUGCCGCUGUGGAAGGUUCACAUAUUCACAAUAGUUCAGCUCACCUGCCUGGUACUGCUGUGGGUCAUCAAAGCGUCUGCUGCCGCAGUGGUCUUCCCUAUGAUGGUUCUUGCUCUGGUAUUUGUGAGGAAGCUUCUGGAUUUCUGCUUCACAAAGAGGGAGCUUAGCUGGCUGGAUGACCUUAUGCCAGAAAGCAAGAAGAAAAAAGAAGACGACAAAAAGAAAAAGGCAAAAGAGGAAGCACAGCGCAUGAUGGAGGCUGAAGGAGGACUGGAGAUCCCUUAUGAUAAUGGGGACCACCUCGAAAUCCCUGUGAAGACCCUUAAAGUCAGCACUGACCCCUCUGUGGUUAACAUAUCUGAUGAGAUGGCCAAAACUGCUGCGUGGAAAGCUGUUGCCAUGAGCUCUGACAGUGCCAAAGUAUUGAAACCUAGUGCCAGUGAAGAGAAGACGGCUUGUAUUAAGAUCAAUGUGGAGGAUGAGCAGGGGGAUAAAUGUGUGGAUACAGAGACGUCAUUAUGAGAGACAGACUUUGAGAGCUCACUGUGGACAUGUACAGGGCCCUUCCCAGAGUCCUCUAGUCUGGAACAGUGUUUCUCUUUUGUGUGUGCCCUACCAACCUGCCAAAGUCAAGCCAAAGGUAGAGACACCCGAUAGAGGGCUGAGAAAUGACUUCCAGGUAUAUUUAUCUGUUUCUAUUUUUAAUCACACCAACAAACCCUUUUUUAUUUUGUUCAAUUUGUUUUUAAUAUGCAUAAAGCACCAUGAUUUCAGACAUUUAGGGUAUGUUAUGAAGAACUCUUCAGACUCUUGUUUCAUAUUUUUAUUUUAUUUUUCUCAAGAUAAUGAAGACAGUCUUUUAAGGUUAGUUUUACACUCUAAAAUCCUGUUUCUCACGGUACCACAGUUUUCAGAUCAUAACCUAAGAUAUUUUUCUUUCAGUAUAUUAAAAUGCUGUUUGUAGAGUGCUGCUUUUAAAAAAAAUUAAUAAAUGCAUCUAUGAGAAAAUGUCUCGUUGAGGCCAAAGGUGGUGACAUUAGGCUGCAUGACUGUCCUACUAGAAAAAGAGCGUGCAAAGCUAACACUUCAAAAUGUCAAAUGAAGGACAUAUUAAACCUAAAUACAAAGUAAAUUAUUAUUAUUCUUAUUGUACUUGUAAAAAUUUUAUUCCCUAUGAUUAUCUGACAGAUUACUUGAUUUAUGUACAAAUACUAUAUUAAAACAAAACAGUGCAGAAGGAGAACAAACAAUAAAUUCUUGCAGUCACUCUAAAAAAAAUAAAUAGUAAGAAAAAUUCAAACUUGAGUAAUGUAAAUUGCACCAGAUUGUGUUAGAGUUCUUCCCCACAUUCAUUCAUGUGUUUACAUUGUUUCUCUGUUUUAGUGUUAUAAAAUAGAAUUUUGUAUUGUUAGUACGUAUGAUUUUUAUGAUGUGUUAAUCAACUAAUUUAUUAAUGGUCAUUUAAUGGUCAAGUAGGCGACGCAGAGGCGUGAUGGGGCAGAAGGACUGCUGCAGUGUUGUUGGCCUGUCAUUUAUUUCCUCUUCUGUUACUGGUGUUAAUGUGCACUUUAGGUAGGCUUGCCAUCAUGGCUGUAGGCCUGACAACAACUUAUUUAAUCUAGAGCAGUCUCAGGAAACUCCUUUUUUGCACUCUUUCCCCACACUACUUUGUUCGGAAAAAAAAAACCAUGUCCUCCUUUUCGCUUUUUUUUUUUUGCGAUUCUGAGGUGAAAGAAUCUGAAUUGCGAGAUGUAAACUCAGAAUUACCUUAUUUGUUGUUGUUUUUUAUUUUGUGGUGGAAACUUCUAUAGCUUUAGGAGUUGCCAAGUAUAGUUCAUUUGAAUUGAGUAAUUUGUUUGCAGUAGUAAGCUAGCUUACUGCCCUCAUGCUCACACAGCACUUCAUAGAUCCCACAGUGACAAUGAAAUACCUCUGACUACUACACUGUGUGUGAAAGCACUCUUUGAUUUGUAAAUCACUAGGUUCAUUCUGUACACUUUCACUCUUGCAGCAAGUUGCUUGUUAAAUGUGAUCAGUAAAUGCUGGAGUCUGUGGGUGGGAAUGAAAUUGAAUAUCCGGAAGAUGGUUUUCAAUCAUAUGCGGUUAGUAUCUUCCUUUGUUAGCCUCACAGUAAGACACUGAACAAGUAUUGCUGCCGUGGUGUUCUGAGCUUCUGUCUGCACAAUGUACAUGUACUUUUACAGAAUUCUGCCCAGUUCAGAUGUUUCCCUUGUGAACCGGCCAAAUCAAGAUAAAUGUAGGACAUAAAGUUUUGAAUUUGUACAAUAUAUACACACAGGGGAGAGAGCUGUCUUUUGUAAUGUUGACAUUAUUAAAGGAAAAAAAAUGACAUGUCUUUAAUC
This is a messenger RNA of Cyprinus carpio (common carp), 6656 nucleotides long. Its product is annotated as sodium bicarbonate cotransporter 3-like. The transcript is spliced from 27 exons. Gene Ontology annotation, cellular component: apical plasma membrane; plasma membrane; basolateral plasma membrane. Bases 901 to 4815 code for a protein of 1304 amino acids. The record is from RefSeq and is a predicted model, not a curated record. Gene Ontology annotation, biological process: monoatomic anion transport; regulation of intracellular pH; bicarbonate transport. Lineage: Eukaryota; Metazoa; Chordata; Actinopteri; Cypriniformes; Cyprinidae. Gene Ontology annotation, molecular function: sodium:bicarbonate symporter activity; monoatomic anion transmembrane transporter activity; solute:inorganic anion antiporter activity.